AAUAAGUCAAACGCAUAGCAAAUCAAAACAGUGUGUUAUUUUGUAUCUGUAAAGGAGGAAUUUUUGUAUACUUUUAAAGUACUUUUUUUAUCUUCAAAGUUUCAUGACCGUCUGAAAUAGUUUUUUACUAAUGUUUGAAACAGUACUAACAACAUGUUGUAGAAUUAAUUAGUUCGGAAAAAUAAAAGGGCAUGUCCAUGCAAGAUGGAUCUACUGACAGCUCAGACACUGGUGUUUGAAACACUACAACAAGCAGCAAGUCAAAACUCGGACGUGCUCAAACCUGCCGAGCAAAAACUAAAAGAGUGGGAAGGUGUCCCUGGGUUUUACACCAUUCUUUUUGAUAUUUUUUCAACCCACACUGUAGACGUCAAUGUCAGAUGGCUUGCUGUUUUAUAUUUUAAGAAUGGAAUUGAGAAGUACUGGAGAAAAGGUGCUACAAAUGGCAUUUCAGAAGAAGAGAAAGCAGGGAUCAGACAAAAAAUAGCCUCCACCUUCAAUGAACCUGUGAACCAAAUCGCCGUGCAACUGGCAGUAGCUAUAUCUAAAAUGGCCAGAUUGGACUGGCCAAGAGAGUGGGGCUCGCUGAUGCCGACUCUGCUAGAGGCAGUUAAGCUGAGUGACCCCCUACAGCAGCACCGAGCUUUACUUACUCUGUAUCACGUCAUCAAGGCGUUGAGCUCCAAGCGGCUCAUCGGCGACCGUAGGACCUUCCAGGAGCUCACUGCCAACAUCUACGGCUUCAUGCUGGCUAUGUGGGAGGAGCACACCUGUUUGGCUAUCUCUCAGCUCCAGAGUGUUGGGCCUAACAACAGUGAGCCCAACAAAUGUUUAGAGAAUGCAAUGCUAUCAUUGAGGAUUCUAACAAAACUGACAAUUCAUGGACUCAAGAAACCUCAUGAGUUCCCAGAUGCUAACACCUUCCUCAAAUUGGUCUUUGAACGGGCGAAAACAAUGUUGCAUUGCAGAGUAUCAACCAGGGGGGAACUUCAGUCUCAGGUGGAACGUUGUAUCGUAAAGUUGACAAAAGUUCUUCUCUCUGUGCUGGAGAAUCAUCCUCUCUCAUUUGUUGAUUGUUUGCCGGCUACGCUUAAUUUUACCGUUCACUACGCUUUCACACCAGAAGGCGCACCACUGUUGUUUGAACGCUUCCUAAUCCAGUGCCUAAACCUGCUGAAGGGUAUUCUACUAUGUCCGGAGUACAAGCCUGCCAAAAUUAUUGAAGAAACCAAAGAGCCAGACACACUAAGGGCUCAUCAGAUCAAGAUGAGCUUUUUUGAGACGCCCAUCCUGAACAUUAUGUGCCGCAAACUCAUCACACACUACUUCCUGCUGGCUCCUCAGGAUCUCCAGCAAUGGGACGCCGAUCCUGAGGGCUUCGUUACUGACGAGGGAGGUGAAUGUUGGAAAUACAGUUUAAGGCCAUGCACAGAGACGCUGUUUGUCGGACUGUUUCACGACUUCCGCACAACGUUGAGUCCUCUAUUGCUGCAGUUGAUCACGGAGAACCACACUCCAGUGGAUCCUCACAACCUGGACGCUAUACUGGCCAAGGACGCUGUAUACAACGCUGUUGGACUGGCUGCCUUCGACUUGUAUGAUGAGGUUAACUUUGACGAAUGGUUCACAACUACAUUGAGGACAGAGCUUCAGAUGAAAGAAGGAAACUACAGGGUUAUCAGAAGGAGGGUUGCUUGGCUAGUGGGACAAUGGACUGGAGUGAAACUAUCAUGUGAUCUGCGGCCAGCUCUGUACGCAGCAAUGUUACCUCUGCUGCGUAGUGACGAGGAUAUUGCAGUAAGACUUACUGCCUGCAGCACCAUCAAGAGUGCCGUCGAUGACUUUGAAUUCAACUCUGAACAGUUCAUGGAAUACCUAGACCCACUUUUUGGCCUUCUCUUCGCUUUGCUCAAAGAAGUUCACGAGUGUGAUACAAAGAUGCACGUACUGGGUGUGUUGUCGUUUGUGGUAGAAAGAGUAGGGAUUGCUAUCCGUCCCUACGCCAACUCUUUGGUUCAAUAUCUACCUCUGCUGUGGCAAGAAUCCACCGACCACAACAUGCUGAGAUGCGCAAUUGUAUCUACCCUUGUACAUCUAGUCAAGGCUCUGGGGACAGUUUCAGAGAGUGGGUCCCUGGCACAGUUCCUGCUAGGUGUAAUACAACUAUCUACAGACACACAACAGCCCAGUCAUGUGUAUCUGCUGGAGGAUGGACUGGAGCUGUGGCUUACUCUGCUAGAGAACUCUGCUACUAUCUCUCAACCGUUACUGGGCCUGUACAACAACAUGACUCAACUGUUAGAACUUUCAUCAGAAAACUUAAGGACAUGCUUUUACAUCAUUCAAGCGUACAUCCUCUUAGCACCUGAAAUUUUCUUACAGCACUACGGAGAGCAGGUGAUGCGCAGCUGUAUGUACCUGUUGACUGACAUGCGUAGUGAAGGUAUUGUGAUGACCAUGAGACUUCUGGAGUUGUGUCUAAAAGCUAACCCGACUAGAGCUGUCACUCUGCUGGAGCCUGUCUAUCCCAGGAUAUUCCAAGCUGUGUAUGUUGGUGAAGAAUUCCCAAUGGUGAUGUCUAUGUAUCUUUCCAUUAUUGCAAGAGUGCUUCUCAUCUCGAGGGAUAUGUUUAGUAGGGUGGUGGUUCACCUGGCUGAGUCACUCAAGGUGACUCUAGAGUCAGUCACUUCCAAGAUCCUGGACGUCUGGUUGGACAAGAUGUCUCUGGUCACACAGCCGGAGCGGAGCAAACUUCUGUCACUAGCACUCGCCUCUUUGAUCACUUCACAGAGCCCGGUGGUGUUGCAAAGGUUUUGCAGUAUUUUAUUGAGUGUAUCAGAAGUUCUCAAUGAUAUUACUCGAACUGAUGAUAUGGGACUGAUUAUUGAUUCAAUAAUGUGGAACGGAGAUGACCUGAGUCCGAACAGUCAGUAUGACAGUGAUAUUGAUUACAAAACUGAACACGACCAAAGAAGAGAACAGCUGGCUGCCUCGGACCCUGUGUACCAACUUGAGCUGCAGAAAUACUUCGGCGAACAGCUGAAAGAACUGCAGAACCAAGCCGGACCUCUAGUCUUUGCCCAGUUGCUGCAGACUGUUGAUGCCGAUACGUUGCAGCAAGUGAGGGACUACGUUCCUUUGUAACUAACUCAGAUAAUAUUAUUGUACAUUUCCAUUGUUAAUAAAUGUAAUCAGAUUGUAUUUAGCAUAUUUUACUAAAUAAUUGUUUAUAAUAACUGUUCUGUAACUAAUUAUCAGGUAUACCGGGUUGUGAAUUUCUUUCAGUUAAUGGCGAGAGUAGUAAGCUUUUAGAUCUGUACAAAUAGUGUUGUUUUGUUACUGGAGUUUUUAGAACUAAUGUUACUAUGAUUUUUUUACGAUUGCAUCCUGGAGUUGGACAAUGUUGUUACUGAUGAGAUUAGUUGAUAGAUGAUUAUGUUGUAAAUUAUCUCUAAAAUGAAACAUUUUAUCCUUUGGACUAAAAUUUAUAAUUUGUAGAAAUAUUGAUAUCUGUUAAAUAAUUAGAGAAUGUAAGAACAAAUUUUAGAGAAAGAGUUUGUCAAAGAAAAGAAAAGCAAUAACAAUGUUAACGCAAUUAAAAAUCAUAGCUUGGUAAGUAAUAGUAUUGAUGAAUUAAUAUUUCAUUUUUGGAGUUAAAUUGUAUUACCAUUACAAUAAUUAAGAGUGUUGUCAUAACCUCCCCUAAUACAAGGCCGCGGCUUUGGUGUGUGGCAACAUCAUGCCAAACAGAAAUAACAAAAGGGUAAACUUAAACAUUGCCUAUACUGUCCAUUAUAAAUUAGUGCAACAGCUGUUUCGUUUUGACGGGACAGCGGUGUUACGACUUUUGUCUCACCGCGGUCUUGUGUUUGAGGAGGCUACGUGUUGUGUAUAAUGUUUUGAAAACUAAUGGCUGAUUUUUUGUUGAUCUCAAGUAAAGUCAAUAAUCAAUUUUAAGGUUUGUUUGAAAAUAACCUAAACCCUCAUUAUUGAGCAGCUAAGUUGUGUGUGAAUUGUAAAAUACCUUUACUAAUUAAACUGCGUUUUUGUAAUUAACUAUUUAUUUUUUACAUGAAUUUUAACUUGGAAUAAUAAAUUUUAUUGGUAGAAUCUUGUAUUUUUUGGUUUGUUUUACGUUUUACAGUCAAUAAACGAAUUUAAGUUAUGUUACAGAGAAUUGCAGGGUAGGCUAUGGUUAUUGGAUAAAAUAACUGACAGAAAUACAUUUUGCUUGAUAUUUUUUGAGUAAAAAAAUAUUUAUGCUGGAAAAAGUUGUAAUGUGGAGGUCUGAUUUUUUAAAUAAGCAGGUAUGUAAUAUUAAAGAUUAGAACUUGAUUUUAUGAGAAAUUAAAUCUUUAGCUUUAACUAUAUUUAAGAUUUGAUUUAUUUUAGAUAAAAUGUCUGUUCAUAGAAAAACCCUUGGUAUUUAUAUCAAUUUCAACUAAGCUGCCAACUUAUUUUUAAGUAUUGAGUUUAAUAGAAUAGAUGUGUUUAGAGAAGGGUUCAUAAUUUUUAAUGUGACUAAUAAUGCCACCACUAUUCCUAGUUACAUUGAAUUAAUAAAACUUCUUCAAAUCUAAAACUGGCUAUUGAUAAUAUUGAAGUAGAAAUUGAGAAAAAUCUAAGUUUCACAUAAUAUUACCAACAUGAGAUCAUGUUGAACUAAUCAGAAUGGUUAAAAUAAUACUCAUGCUUAAUGACCAGCAUUAAAGAACUCAUGAAAAACUGAAUGUGUUUACCUAUUUACUCUAGUUAUAAUUUGUUUAGUCCUUGAAUUAAGACUUUAGUUUAAGGCUUGGAUACCAAAAUAUUGAAGCAUCGGUAAAAUUCUCAAGAUUGUGUGCCAUGUACUGAAGCUGAUAUGUAGUUCAAUAAAAUUAUUUUUUGUUUACA
Molecule: messenger RNA, 4893 nt
Organism: Macrosteles quadrilineatus (aster leafhopper)
Lineage: Eukaryota; Metazoa; Arthropoda; Insecta; Hemiptera; Cicadellidae
Product: importin-11-like
Exons: 21
Coding region: 205-3144 (979 amino acids)
Biological process (GO): protein import into nucleus
Cellular component (GO): cytosol; nuclear envelope
Molecular function (GO): small GTPase binding
Source: RefSeq, a predicted model, not a curated record